GUGAAAAGGAAACCGCCGAGAAAAAACAAUUCGUCAGAUAAAUAUGGCGGUUAAUAUCAUAGGUGUCUCGAUUUCAAAGUGAAUACAGCUGUCAUUUUUUAAGGUGUUUUGAAGUAUUUUUGAGUGUUCCCUGGAGUUUUUUUAGUUUGGCUCCAAGAAGCUACAAAGGAAUCGUGGUUCGAGCAUGAGUGUCGACGCGUAUGGCCCCAGCAGUCAGACGCUCACGUUUCUCGACACCGAAGAUGCGGAUUUGAUCGGAGCUGACACGCAGGGCUCGGAAUGCGAGUUCACGGACUUCACGAUCCCCUCGCAGACGCAGGCCUCGCAGCUCGACCAGGCGGGCCCCAAAAUCGCUGGCGUACAGGUGAACAAUAAUAAUAUCGCCAACAAAGUAUCCUCUGUAACCAGCGCUCUAGGCGAGCUACAAUUUGAGGAGGAGGAUGAGGAGGGUUAUUUUAAUGGGAAAGAACUUCCUGAUUAUGCUUGCAAAUAUUGUGGCAUACACGAGCCGAACUGUGUUGUUAUGUGCAAUUGCUGCAAGAAAUGGUUUUGCAAUGGCAGGGGGAAUACCUCGGGGAGUCACAUAAUCAAUCACCUUGUUAGGGCGAAGCAUAAGGAAGUGACCUUGCAUAAAGAUGGUCCCUUAGGUGAAACUAUUUUGGAGUGUUACAGUUGUGGGGUUAGAAAUGUUUUUGUGCUUGGUUUUAUACCCGCCAAGGCUGAUUCUGUAGUUGUUUUACUAUGUCGUCAACCAUGUGCAGCACAAAACUCCCUAAAGGAUAUGAACUGGGAUCAGGACCAAUGGAAACCCCUGAUAGCCGACCGUUGUUUUCUGACGUGGUUGGUUAAAAUACCGUCGGAGCAAGAGCAGCUGCGCGCCAGGCAAAUAUCUGCGCAGCAAAUAAACAAGCUCGAGGAACUUUGGAAGGAGAAUGUAGACGCCACCUUUCAAGAUUUGGAGAAACCCGGCGUCGACGAAGAACCUCAACAGGUUCUGCUGAGGUACGAGGACGGCUACCAAUACCAAAACAUAUUCGGGCCGCUCGUUAAGCUCGAGGCCGACUACGACAAGCGCCUGAAGGAAUCGCAGACGCAGGAGAACAUCGAGGUGCGAUGGGACGUCGGGCUGAACAAGAAGACCAUCGCCUACUUCACUUUGGCCAAGACGGACGGCGACAUGAAGCUGAUGCACGGCGACGAGCUGCGCCUGCGCUACGUCGGCGAGAUGCACAAGACGUGGGCGGGCGUCGGGCACGUGAUCAAGGUGCCCGACAACUACGGCGAGGACAUCGGCAUCGAGCUGAAGAACGGCUCGGGCGCGCCCAGCGACUGCAGCAGCAACUUCGUCGUCGACUUCAUAUGGAAGAGCACCAGCUUCGACAGGAUGCAACUGGCAUUACGAAAGUUCGCCGUCGACGACAGCUCCGUGUCCGCGUACAUCUACCACCGCCUACUCGGCCACGAGGUCGAGGACGUGCUCUUCCGCUGCCAGCUACCGAAACACUUCUCCGCGCCGAAUCUGCCCGACUUGAACCGAUCGCAAGUCUACGCCGUCAAGCACGCCCUGCAGCGCCCGCUCUCCCUCAUCCAGGGCCCCCCCGGCACCGGCAAGACCGUCACCUCGGCCACCAUCGUCUACCAGCUGGUGAAGCAGAAGGGCGGCCCUGUGCUGGUCUGCGCGCCCAGCAACACCGCCGUCGACCAGCUCACCGAGAAGAUCCACAAGACCAACUUGAAGGUGGUGCGGCUGUGCGCGAAGUCUCGCGAGGCGAUAGACUCGCCCGUCAGCUUUCUCGCGUUGCACAACCAGAUCAGGAAGAUGGAGGGCAACACGGAGCUGCAGAAGCUGCAGCAGCUCAAGGACGAGACCGGGGAGUUGAGCAGCGUGGACGAGAAGCGGUACAGGAUGCUGAAGAAGCUGGCGGAGAAGGAGCUGCUCGAGGCGGCGGACGUUAUUUGCUGCACGUGCGUGGGGGCGGGCGAUCCGAGGCUGGUGCGCUUGAAGUUCCACUCGAUUUUGAUCGACGAAAGCAUGCAGGCCACGGAGCCGGAGUGCAUGGUGCCAGUGGUCCUGGGCGUCAAACAGCUGAUCCUGGUGGGCGAUCAUUGCCAACUGGGCCCUGUCGUGAUGUGCAAGAAGGCCGCCAGAGCCGGCCUGUCGCAAAGUCUGUUCGAGCGGCUGGUGGUGCUGGGCAUACGGCCCUUCAGACUGGAGGUGCAGUACAGGAUGCACCCGGAGCUGUCGAGAUUCCCCUCGAACUUCUUCUACGAGGGGAGCUUGCAGAACGGGGUCAGCGCGGAGGAGAGGAAGCUGACGAAGGUCGAUUUUCCCUGGCCGAUCAUCGAUAGGCCCAUGUUUUUCCUGGUCACGCAGGGGCAGGAGGAAAUCGCCGGUUCCGGUACCAGUUACCUGAACAGAACCGAAGCCGCCAAUGUGGAGAAAAUUACGACAAAAUUCUUGCGCUCGGGCGUGAAACCCGAACAAAUCGGCGUGAUAACGCCGUACGAGGGCCAAAGAGCUUACCUCGUGCAAUACAUGCAGUACCAGGGCUCGCUGCACAACAAGCUCUACCAAGAGAUCGAGAUCGCGAGCGUGGACGCUUUCCAGGGUCGCGAGAAAGACAUCAUAAUCAUGUCUUGCGUGCGCUCGAACGAGCACCAAGGCAUCGGGUUCCUCAACGACCCGCGACGUCUGAACGUCGCUCUGACUAGAUCAAAAUACGGCAUCAUCAUCGUCGGCAAUCCCAAGGUUUUGUCCAAGCAACCGCUCUGGAAUCACUUGCUGUCGUUCUACAAGGAGCAGAAGGUUUUGGUAGAGGGUCCGCUCACCAACCUCAAGGAGUCCGUCAUACAGUUCGCGAAGCCCAAAAAGCUGACCAACUCGGACAAUCCCGGCUCUCAUUUCAUGACCACUUCGAUGUUCGACGCUAGGGAAGCCAUGGUGCCAGGUUCGGUUUACGAUCGCACCAAUCAAGCGAUCAACGGCGGCCAGUUCAACUUUUCGAAUCGCGGCAUGCCGCUGGACAUGUUCAGCCGCACCCACGAUCCGAUCAGUUACAUUUCCGCGGACAGAACGCAGGCCGGCAUAAACCUGCCGGUGCCGGUCGGCAUGUUCAUGAACAUGGCGCACAUCCCGCCGCGCUUCUACAACCAGCACCAGCAGGCGCUGCAGGCGAGACAGCAGCAGAACCCCAGGAGCAGGAAGGCGCCCACCAGGCAAAAGGUCAGGGGACUGUCUCAGGAGCAGACGCAGCCGUUCAGCCAGAGCUUGCAGCUGACGCAGGGCAUGUCGCAGCCGGGGCUGUCGCAGCCGGGCUUCAGCCUGUCGCAGCCCGGGCUGUCGCAGGCCGAGCUCAGCCAGGACCCGUACAUGGCCGAGUACCAGUCGCAGAUGGACGGGCUGCUGUCGCAGGACUCCACCUAUCAGGGCGACAGGUCGGCUUUCUACCAGCCCAGCGCCCAGUUCUCCCAGCCAUAUUGAUUACGUAAGGACAAGUUCAAAUAGAAUCGCGGGAGCGGUCAACUGAAAAAUCUGCAAGUGAAUGAUCUGAUUGUCGAUUGUCAAAUUGUCAGUAACGCAGCAGCAGCAGUAGCAGUAUACAACCACAUGGUCCAUGACGUUUGAAAACCCUAAAUGCGAAUUUCGCAACUAAAAAAAAACAACUAAAAACCACAACAACGACGACGACACGGUUUGAAUGUCAUGUGGCGCCUGUGUGACCAGAGAAAGACGACUUCUGCAAUCAUUAUUGUCGGAGCGGACCUGCUAAAGCGCUCCACACACCAAACUAAAACAAACACAACACACCAUGCUGUGACAUUAUUUUUUUAUUGUUAUUAUUAUUAUUAUUUUAUCUUUAGUGUAAAUUUUGUUGUGUUGAUAAUAUUCUUUGGUUCCCCCAAACAAUACUAUCCAUACUCAAAAACGAUCAAUUAAUAAAUAAAAGGACCUUAAUUAUUUACGUAGUUGUUAGUUUUUACUUUUAAUUUGGCAUAUGCGUUACAGGGAUUUUAUCGCAAUUUUUCGAAGUUUUGUUGUAAGUUUUAAUCAUCAAAUAAGUGAACAUGGGACCCAUUUAUAAUUAAUUUAAAGAAAUACAUGCACUUUAUAUUUGUUAAUUGUUUUUAAAUUCGCAUGAUUUUAACUUAACACAUGACAACACUUCAAUAUUAUUUUGAAUAAAUUCAUUUUCAAAACU
This is a messenger RNA of Brassicogethes aeneus, 4199 nucleotides long. Lineage: Eukaryota; Metazoa; Arthropoda; Insecta; Coleoptera; Nitidulidae. The record is from the annotation of a GenBank genome assembly.